UGAACGGGCUCCAGGCUCGGACCUUCGGCGUCUGGACGCUGCUGUCGUCGGUGAUCCGCUGCCUCUGCGCCAUCGACAUCCGCAACAGGACGCCACAUAAUGCCUGUGACCUUCAAUGCACCAUCAAACACCCUGCCCAGUUCCUCUCUCAGCUGUUGCAUCUCACUAGCCAAGGGCCUAACCUCUAUUACAUCACGCUCUUCACCUUCUUUUUGGCCCUUGUUCACUUCCUCUCCGAGGUCUUCAUUUACCAUACUGCAGCCUUGACAAUUGGAGUUAUGGCACCCCUCAUGGUAGCAAGUUUCUCGAUCUUGGGGAUGUUGAUUGGGCUGCAAUACCUUGAGGUAGAAGCACUGUCACAAAACAAGAAGAAAAACUGA
Messenger RNA from Merops nubicus (carmine bee-eater), 380 nucleotides. RefSeq names its product chromosome unknown open reading frame, human C14orf1 (gene ERG28). The record is from RefSeq and is a predicted model, not a curated record. Lineage: Eukaryota; Metazoa; Chordata; Aves; Coraciiformes; Meropidae. Gene Ontology annotation, cellular component: endoplasmic reticulum; membrane. Gene Ontology annotation, molecular function: protein-macromolecule adaptor activity. The transcript is spliced from 4 exons. The annotation marks the transcript as partial.